Striga hermonthica is the source of this 2475-nucleotide messenger RNA. NCBI's taxonomy places the organism in Eukaryota, Viridiplantae, Streptophyta, Magnoliopsida, Lamiales, Orobanchaceae. The record is from the annotation of a GenBank genome assembly.
AUGGCUCCACAUUUGCUUCACGGGACGUUGCAUGCAACCAUAUAUGAAGCCGACGAAUUACAGGGUGGAUUCAAUUUUGGGUUAUGCAGCACGGCUGGUUUCUACCCACAAAACAGGAGCAAAAAAUUCUUAUCACAACUCAAGAGAUUUGUGUUCUGCCGCCCAGAGGUCGUCGGCUCCCGGCUGUAUGCAACCAUCGACCUAGAAAGGGCCCGAGUCGGCAGAACACGAGUUAUCCAAAACGAGCCAUCUAAUCCCCGUUGGUAUGAAGAAUUUCACAUAUACUGUGCCCACACAGUCUCCAACAUCGUCUUCACUGUCAAAGACGGCAACCCGAUCGGAGCCACCUUGAUCGGGCGGGCCUACCUUCCGGUCGAGGAAAUUAUGGCCGGCCACAUGGUGGACAGGUGGAUCGACAUCCUAGACGAGGACCACAAUCCCAUCCACGAAAACUCCAAGAUCCACGUCAAACUGUUGUACGUCAAGGUCACUCAGGAGACGAACUGGUCGGGAGGCCUUAGAGCCCCAUCCUUUGCCGGCGUGCCCUACACGUUCUUCAGGCAAAGGCCCGGCUGUCGGGUCACCCUCUACCCGGACGCUCACGUGCCGGACGACAGCAUCACGAAAUAUCUCGAGUCGGAGGGGUAUUACGAGCCGGGUAGAUGCUGGGAGGAUAUAUUCGACGCGAUCACCAAUGCCAAGCACUUGAUAUACAUAACCGGGUGGUCCGUGUACACGAGGAUCACCCUGGUGCGGGACCCGCAGAGGCGGAGGAGUCCCGCAACUCUUGGCGAACUACUGAUUAAGAAGGCGAAUGAAGGGGUCAAUGUGUUGAUGCUCGUGUGGGACGACCGAACGUCCGUUCUGGAUUUCAAGAAAGACGGCCUAAUGGCGACCCAUGAUCAGGAGACCAAGGCGUUUUUCGAGGGCACGAGGGUUCGGUGCAUGUUGUGCCCUCGUAAUCCAGAUGGUGGGGCCAGCAUCUUGCAGGGAUUCGAGGUUUCGACCAUGUUCACUCAUCAUCAAAAGACGAUCGUGGUCGACAGCCAACGGACCUCGGGAGGGAAGAGACGCAUCGUAAGUUUCUUGGGUGGGAUCGACCUUUGCAACGGGCGUUACGACACGAGGGGUCACUCCCUUUUCCGGACAUUGGAUUCGGUUCACCGGGACGAUUUCCACCAGCCCAACUUCCCGAGCUCGUCUGUUGCUAAGGGAGGGCCGAGAGAGCCGUGGCACGACAUCCACUGCAGGGUCGAGGGGCCGGCCGCCUGGGACGUGCUCUACAAUUUCGAGCAGAGGUGGGCUAAGCAGGUGGGCAACAAGUUCAUAUUCUCCAUGAACGAGCUCUACAGGUUUAUUGUCCGUCCGGAAGAAGCUAUCUCCCCGGACGACCCAGAGAGGUGGAGUGUCCAGAUAUUUCGAUCAAUCGACGGUGGGGCUACCGCCGGAUUCCCAGAGAAGCCGGAGGAGGCGGCGGCAUUGGGGCUCGUGAGCGGGAAGGACAAUGUGAUCGAUCAGAGCAUACAGGACGCGUACAUCCAUGCAAUUCGUCGGGCGAGGAACUUCAUAUACAUUGAGAAUCAGUAUUUCAUAGGGAGCUCCUUCGACUGGAGGAGAAAGGCUGACGACAUUACGAUCGAGGACAUAAACGCGCUGCACCUGGUGCCCAAGGAGCUGUCGCUUAAGAUUGCUAGUAAGAUACGUGCAGGGGAGAGGUUCACGGUGUACGUGGUGAUCCCGAUGUGGCCGGAGGGGAUACCGGAGAGCGGCUCAGUUCAGGCGAUUCUCGACUGGCAGAGGAGGACGAUGGAGAUGAUGUAUGCCGAUAUUGCAAAGGCAGUAGGGGAGAAGGGACUUCAUGGAGUGGAUCUCAGGGAGUAUCUGACCUUUUUCUGCCUUGGCAAUAGGGAGGUUAAGAAGGCAGGGGAGUAUGAGCCGCCGGCUGGGCCUGAUCCUAAUACGGAUUACCAUAGAGCUCAACAGUCGAGACGGUUCAUGAUAUACGUUCAUUCCAAAAUGAUGAUCGUGGAUGAUGAAUACAUAAUCAUCGGGUCAGCCAACAUCAAUCAAAGAUCGAUGGACGGUGGAAGGGACUCAGAGAUUGCAAUGGGUGGGUUCCAACCAGGCCACCUGGCCAGUAACAAUAGGGCAGCAGCAGCAUCAGCAAGGGGUCAAAUAUUCGGCCUCCGAAUGGCCCUAUGGAGUGAGCACCUUUUACGCGAGGAUGACACGUUUCUUGAUCCAGGGAGCCUUGAGUGCGUGCGGACUGUGAAUGCAAUUGCCGAUGAGAGUUGGAAGUUGUACUCGAGCGACACGUUUGAGGAGGACCUUCCGGGCCAUCUUCUUAGCUACCCCGUUCAUGUGUCGAGCAAUGGCGAGAUUGGGGUGCUCCCAGGGUUCGAGUUUUUCCCGGAUACCAAAGCACGAGUGCUCGGGACUAAAUCGGAGUAUCUUCCUCCCAUACUCACUACGUGA